AAGUCCCAUGGCCUCGUCCGUUCGUGGACUCGUAGAGAUUGCACCCACGGAAUCAGAACCGUCGUCCUCGUUCUUGAUCCAGACGAGAGAGAAUGUGUGCCCGCCCGGCCGCCAUAGCCCCAAAGGUCGCCGCCAUCUGGAUAAUUCUCGAGUGUGGCCGAGUCCCCCACCGAGACGGAGAAUUUCACUUGCAGCCAUCUCAGUCUUCCCUUCCCUUGCCUUCACGACGACGGCGACGACAACGACGACCUUUCUUCAGUCCCUUUCGUCACAUCUGAUGCACCAUAUUCCAGCUUCGCUUGAGGACGCCGCCGUCUUCGUGGGCACACAAACCUUCUUCGCUCCCGUCUCGCCCACCGACAGAGAGACCUUGACGAAGUGAUGUGAUGUGUGAGCUCGGAUGACGAAUCUGCAUCCGAUAUCUUCUUAUCUUCCAAGAGCCGUGUCUGACAUUCUGGGCACAUGGAGUGCGAUACCUUACUCACUUCACUUCCUGCUCCCUCUUUGACAAUUUCUCAGUCAGUCUCAGAGUCUCAACUGCCCGACCCCCAUGAUUGAUACAGAUGGAGCUUCCCGCUGAGCUUCCCCCCUCACCCUGUGCUCGUUGAAACUCGAAUCAUGAGUCAGUAAGUGGUCCCCCUCGACCCAUGCAUGAGCAUGGAUGAGCUUUUGGAGCCGUUAGUAGUGGA
Messenger RNA from Marchantia polymorpha subsp. ruderalis, 689 nucleotides. NCBI's taxonomy places the organism in Eukaryota, Viridiplantae, Streptophyta, Marchantiopsida, Marchantiales, Marchantiaceae. The record is from the annotation of a GenBank genome assembly.